Messenger RNA from Scomber japonicus (chub mackerel), 2277 nucleotides. It is a transcript of the gene cyria, whose product is annotated as family with sequence similarity 49 member A. The transcript has 12 exons. The record is from RefSeq and is a predicted model, not a curated record. Gene Ontology annotation, biological process: regulation of actin filament polymerization. NCBI's taxonomy places the organism in Eukaryota, Metazoa, Chordata, Actinopteri, Scombriformes, Scombridae. The coding region runs from base 191 to 1162 and encodes 323 amino acids. Gene Ontology annotation, molecular function: small GTPase binding.
GGUGCCGCGCCGAGAGUGUUGUUGUGUUGUCUGUUGCUGCCAAGGUCGGUGAAAGUAACUACUCCCGACCAAACACUUCGCUUAUUUACCCAACUAAAAAAGUACCACCCGAGGAGACAAACCGAGACAAAAAGAAAUCGGAUGAUAUAGACAGCAACCUGAGGUCCUCCACCAGAGAAGGUUUGCUGGAAUGGGUAACCUGCUAAAAGUCCUAACAAGGGAAAUAGAGAACUAUCCACACUUUUUCCUGGACUUUGAAAAUGCACAGCCAACAGACGGAGAGCGUGAAGUGUGGAACCAGGUGAACUCAGUCCUGCAGGACUCUGAGAGCAUCCUGUCGGGCCUGCAGGCGUAUAAAGGAGCCGGCCAAGAGAUCAGAGAUGCGAUUCAAAACCCCAGCGACCACAUGCUGCAAGAGCGAGCCUGGAACUCGGUCUGCCCGCUCGUCAUCAAACUCAAGAAGUUCUACAGUUUCUCUCUCAGGCUAGAGGAGGCUCUGAAGAGUUUGUUGGAGUGCCUGACAUGUCCACCCUGCACGCCCACUCAGCACCUGGAGAAGGAGCAGGCUCUGGCCAAACAGUUCGCUGAGAUCCUCCACUUCACUCUACGCUUUGAUGAGCUCAAGAUGAGAAUUCCUGCCAUCCAGAACGACUUCAGCUACUAUAGAAGAACCAUCAGUCGAAACCGGAUAAACAACAUGAAUUUGGAAAUCGAGAACGAAGUCAACAACGAGAUGGCCAACAGGAUGUCUCUGUUCUACGCUGAGGCCACACCCAUGCUGAAAACGCUCAGCAAUGCAACCACAAACUUUGUCACAGAGAACAAGACUCUUCCACUGGAGAACACAACAGACUGUCUCAGCACCAUGGCCAGCGUCUGUAAAGUCAUGCUGGAGACACCGGAAUAUUCGAGUCGUUUCAGCAGCGAGGACACGCUCUUGUUUUGCAUGAGGGUAAUGGUCGGGGUCAUCAUUCUUUAUGACCACGUCCACCCGAACGGCGCCUUCAACAAGUCCUCCAAGAUAGACAUGAAAGGCUGCAUAAAAGUCCUGAAGGACCAGCCGGCGGACAACGUAGAAGGCCUGCUGAACGCCCUCAAAUUUACCACAAAACACCUGAAUGACGAGUCCACUCCGAAAAACAUCCGGACGAUGCUCCAGUAAUGUUUGUUUUUUUUGUUGUUUUUUUUUAAAGUUAAAAAAAAUUAUAAAUAGAUAUGAAGAGGAUCACUGCUCUGACCUCAAAUAAGAUGUAUAUGUUUACAUUAUUUAAAAAGACUCGAUGUUAAUACUCGUGUGUAUUUGCAUAGUCAUUCCCUCCAAGUUAUUGAAACCUGCAGAACAUGUACCUUCUACUUUGCAAAAAAAAACAAAAAAAAACUCUACUGUUAACAGCUGUUGAAGCACAAAUGAUGGAUACCUAUCAGCCUUAUGUAACAGAGUUUUCUGCAAGCAGCACUUGAAAAUCCACUCAAGGCAGCAUAAAAAUGUCUGUAAGCUCUUAACUAAUCUUUUCAAUCUUUUAUUUGCCAAUGAAAUCAGUUCAAAUAAAAAUUAAAAUUGAGGUUUUUAGCCAAAUUAACCAGAUUCUUCAAAGUAAAUCUUUUUUUUUUUUUUUUUUUUCUUUGUUUUUUUGAAACAUUUUUUAAAAAUCCUGACACAAGUUCUGGUUGAUAUAUCACAAUGACACAUUUCAAGAAAAUCAACAUACAUAUAUUUAAUAUUAAAAAAAGAAGAAGAAGUGAAGCGGUGUCAUGCUGUUUUAUCACUUGGUGCACAUAGAAUGAGAUUUUAUGACAAUGUAAGAUCAAUCAAUGCUAUGAUGGGACGUUUCUGUUGCAGUGAAGGGCUAAAUAUUGAAAGGGAUUGACUGGUUUGAUGUAUUGCUGAGAGCAUUUGGGUGUUUUAUUUUUUUUUUUUUAUAGUCAUCAGCUGUCUUUUUUUUUUUUUUCUUUCUUCUCAAUCUUCAGCCUGGUGUUUCAAUACCUGUUCAAAUAAAUCCACUGUGAACUUAAAACUUACUUUGCACAUCCAGUAACAUCCUGUAUGUCAAAGUUGGCUUUAAUGGAGAGGUAAAGACAAUUGAAAAAAAAAAGGCUGUGAUAAUGAAUCACAUUAGCCAAUCACAACCCACCAAAUGUUUUAUGAAUUGUUUUUUUUUGUGGCCAUGCUCUGAAUGAUAGUUGUUGUCAUAGUUUUUGACAUGUUUUUAAGUGACUUCUCUCUUAAUCUGUGUGGUUUUGUUUUUUUUUGUAAUAAACAUUUCUCUAAAAAUGAAA